ACACACUCAUAUUUUACGAGGAAAAACUUUUUUUUUUCAGUCACGCAGUAAAAAAAAUUGUACCCUCGAAAUUAACGGACCGCACAUCUGCUCCUUGGAAGCUGAGGCCCCGUGUUGCCAGCUCGAAGCGCUAAGCGCGAGAAAUUCCCCGAGAAAAUAAAUCAGGGCGGGGAACUUUGGCAUCAGCGCGCAGCUCCAACUCGGGUCUUUUCGACGCGAGAGCUCCUCAAACUUUAACACUCAAAUCAGCAACUUAGAUGAUGGGCGAAAUUACGCAGAUUAAUAAAUUGAUCCCUCCUCUCGGCCGCUUAUUAGCUAAGUAGGAUCUUUGCGCGCCGCAGCGGUUUCGCGUAAUGAUGCCGUGGAAAAACUUGCGGCAGAUGUCCCUAAAGUUGGUUCCGUUAAAUGUGAAGUGAGACGCUAGCCGCUCGUUAUGCGGAGUGCAUACAGUUGUUUGAUGUUCUUUGGUUUCUGGUGCAGACCGCCCGCUACUCUCUUAUAACUGAACCGCCGACGCUUUCAAGCAGAUCGAUCCUCAAAUGAUGGUAGACAAGACCGGAGUAGGUCCUGAUGGUAGCGGACAAGGAACCGACCCGAAGCAGCAGCCGGAGGAGAAAUCGUCUGAACAGUCUGAGGAUGAGAAGUCGAAACCAGAACAGAAGCCAGAGGAAACGCAGCCGGCGGAGAAAAGCUCAGGAAGCAGGACCUGCUAUUAUCUACUCCCCGAGUCCGUCUGUCGCGGAUUCCUUGGACAAGGAACGAAAAGUAAUCAAAGAUGGAUGAAACUGCGGACCACCGUUCAAAUAUCCUCUGCAGUUGGAUCCACAAAGUCAAAGCCACCUUUGAAAAGAGAAGACUCAUUUCUAAAGAGAUUUUCCACGCGACAAGUACCUCAAACUCAGGAAACUGUGGACACAGGCGACGACGGGGAGGGGGGCUCGGGGUCGCAAUCGAAUCUCGACGACUCAUCGGUGCGGCGGAAGCGGCGGCGACGGCUGCGGCACCCGCGGUCGGUGGUGAACCCGGACGAGAACUUCUACUUCUACUGGCUCCUGGUCAUCACGGUCUGCGUGCUCUACAACCUGUGGACGCUCAUCGUGCGGCAGAGCUUCCCGGAGCUCCAGAUGGGCUACUCCACGCUCUGGUUCUCGGCCGACGCCUUCACCGACGUCGUCUUCCUCUGCGACAUCAUCGUCCAGUUCCGGACCGGGUACCUCGAGCAGGGGCUCAUGGUCUACAACUCCAAGAAGCUCGCCGGGCACUACCUCAAGUCCAACUCCUUCGUCCUCGACGUCCUCGCGCUCCUCCCGUUGGAUCUCCUCCAGUUCAACCUCGGCAUCCAGCCCCUCCUCCGCUUCCCUAGGUUUUUGAAGGUGUAUCGUGUGUAUGACUAUUAUUACAUGGUGGAAUCUCGGACAGUGUACCCGAAUCUUUGGCGGGUAGUCAAUUUAAUUCAUAUUUUAUUAGUGUUAGCUCAUUGGUUCGGUUGUUUUUAUUACUUACUGUCGGAGACGGAGGGGUUCAAGGGGGACUGGGUCUACCCCUACCGGCCCGGCGAGUACGCGACGCUCUCCCGAAAGUACCUAGGAUCAGUCUACUGGUCAACGCUUACUCUUACCACCAUAGGAGACCUGCCGACGCCCGAAACCAACGCAGAUUCAGUGGACGCCUCAGGAAAUUGGUUCAGAAAUACUUCGUUCAGAAAUAUACGGCGCAAGUCAAGAUUACUUCGGUUUAAUACAAACUUUGGGUAUAUUUUUACAAUCGUUAGUUAUCUCAUUGGCAUGUUCAUUUUUGCUACGAUAGUCGGUCAAGUAGGGAAUGUGAUAACCAAUAGGAAUGCAAACCGAUUAGAGUUUGAAAGACUGCUAGAUGGUGCAAAAACGUACAUGCGACAUCACAAAGUGCCUGGGGGAAUGAAACGGAGGGUACUAAGGUGGUACGACUACUCUUGGUCCAGGGGUCGCAUCCAAGGAGGAGGAGACAUAAACACUGCCUUAGGACUGUUACCUGAUAAACUGAAAACAGAGCUAGCUUUACAUGUAAAUUUAAGUGUUUUAAAGAAGGUUACAAUAUUUCAAGAGUGCCAGCCUGAGUUUCUCCAUGAUUUGGUGCUAAAAAUGAAAGCAUAUAUCUUCACACCUGGUGACCUGAUUUGUCGGAAAGGAGAAGUUGCGCGAGAAAUGUUUAUUAUCGCUGACGGAAUACUAGAGGUCAUUAGUGAGAGCGGGCGAGUUUUAACAACAAUGAAGGCAGGGGAUUUUUUCGGUGAGAUCGGAAUCUUGAAUUUAGAUGGUUUGAACAAGAGGACGGCAGAUGUUCGAUCGGUGGGUUACUCGGAGCUGUUCAGUUUAUCGCGUGAGGAUGUUCUGACGGCGAUGAAAGAUUAUCCGGAGGCUCAAGAGAUCCUCCAGUCUUUGGGACGGAAGCGGCUUAUGGAGGCCCGAAACAUCAACAGAGGCGCAAAAGUAGCCGGAGGUGAUAAAAAACGGAAACAGGCAUCACCACCCUCUCCAGACAGUGGAGAUCAUAAAACCAGCAAAAAAAUCGUAGACAAAAUUAGGAGCGAUGUGAAAGGCCUCCGGAACGUGUUACGGAAGAGCCGCCGAGGAACAAGGACAAAGGACGAAAGUUUAGAGCUUCAGCCUCUGACCAAUGUAUCCGGUGGUCAGUCUGGGGGCCACAGCAACAAAGGCUUACUUUGCCGGAUGCCACGGGUGUGGAGCGAUGAAACAUCUCAAGAGGAGGAUUCUCCAGCACCGAAAGACGAGUCCAAAGGCCAAAGCAAACCACUUCUACAGAGGUUAAAAAUCUGCAAAGACAAGCAGGAGAAAGACGACGGCGAGAGAGGAGACGAAGGAAAAAGGGGAGGUGCGGAACCCGAGGGGGACGCCAAAGAUAAAGAACCCGAACCAAUAGGAGUAGGUCUACCGCUCCUGCAACGACUCCUCUUGCUCAAACAGAAGGAGGACCGCGAGGCGGCCGAGAUCAAAGCGGCCGCUUCGAACACGGCCGAAAUUUUGGCUUCGACCGUUCGGACGCAACAACAGAAGUCGCCGGUGUCCAAGCCGCGCAAGAAGUGGAAGGAGUUGGCGCCGACCCCGUGCCAGGCGGCGAUGAACCAGGUGGAGACGACGAAGAACACCAUCGCCAACUCCUCGAUCACGAAGAAGGAGAACGUGGUGAUCAAGAAGUCGGCCGACGCCCAAGCGAGCAGCAGCUGCAGUAAACCCGGGGCGUGCGGCUCGAAGGAGAACGUCAACGCGGAGUCGACGGGCGGUGGCGGCGGCGGGGCUAAGCCUCCCGAGCCGAAGCGAACCAACUCAGGUACCAAGCCUUGGAGCUUGCUCAAGAACGCCACAGUUCUGUCCGCUCCCCCGAGCGGCGCCAAAGAGCCCACUGUGAUGCCCGGGACCCAGACACCCGACCCCGCCCCCACCCCCGCCCCCACAACUUCCACCACCCCGAACACUAGUCUAGCAACAAAUUUAGAAAGUAAGCACGUUAGGAUUAACUCAAUUGCUCAAUCGUUCUGCAGGGACACCAAGAAGUCUGCAGAGGCUCAACUUGACAAUAAGUUAGAUAUACCGCUUCGGAUCCCGUUCACGCGGAAGCCGGGCGUCCUGCGGGUCCGCCAGGGGAUCCGCAUGUACAAGUCCAUCGAGGACCUCUCGCCGGAGUACUCCGGGCUCCCGUUCGUCAAGAAGCUCAAGAUCCUCAACGAGCGGCAGAAGCUGGCCGAGCUCGAGAGGGACGCCUUCCUGCGCAGCACCAGCUUGGACUCGAGCGGGGAGAACGAGAACACCUUCGACACCGCCACCCUCACCCGGAGCCACUCGGAGGCCAUCGCCAUCGAGCUGGUGCUCCGCAACCAGCAAUCGCGCAACGCCAAGGCCGCGCGGCCGGCCAACCUCCCGAAGACCUUCGACCCGGUGGCCAACACCCCGCUCGUCUCGCCGGAGAGCAACGAGACCCAGGAGCGCAAGCACCUCAAGAGCAUCCUCAAGAAGCUCUCCUCGAACAACCUCUUCAAGAAGGACGAGGAGGCGCCGCAGAAGAACCAGUCGGACCCGACCACGGCCGCGCCGGCCGCCAAGAUCGACCCGAAUAUCAAGAGGCUCAUGCGCGCGCAGACUUUCGAGGGCUUCGCCGCGCGGCAUAGCAAGCUCACCAAAAGCGUAACGUUUAACCGGGAUACGCUUCAGUCGCCUCCGGCGACUGCAGCCUCGCCCACGGUCAAAGAUCUGGAAGUCCAAUUGUGCCUCCCGGUUAAGUCGACGGUCGAGGAGGUCAAAUCGGAACCCCUGGAGGCUCCGGUCUCUUCUGGUGAGGAGCGUCUUCAGACGGGUCAAGUGGACAAGUCGGUUUCGCCCUCGCGGAAUCCGGACUUGAUCCCGGACGUUGAUAGGAUUCCGACGGUUGCCGAAGCGAGCACCCCGGUGGAUGUUAUCUCGGCGCAGUUCGCGAUGUGCGUGGCGGGGGAUGCUGCGGCGCCCUCUGGCGGGAGUCAGCAGAACAUCACGUGCUCGACGCAAACGGACUCGGCGACGUUCGACGGGGGCACGGACGGCGGGGGUGGAGCCGAGGUGUUCGCCUUCCCGGAGUCGAUGUCCAUCACCCAGUUCACAAGUGUUCAAAAGAGCUUCCGUCCGGACUCUCUCCUGUUGCCUUCUCAUAGUCUAGAGGAAGAAUAUUUCAACGAUAUUCUCAACGGAAUCAAGCACGUCAUUCAAGGACAUUUAGAGGAUGUGCAAACGAAGUUCAAAUCAAAAAUAGUCAAUUUAGAACAAGAAGUAAGAACAAGGGAUGAAAUCAUAGCAAGGCUUCAACAAAAAAUUCAUCGGUUGGAGGCAGGAAUUAGGCAUUCAAGCGAGUCCGACUCGGAUAGUGAUAUGGACGAUUCGGAUGAAUACUCUGAUCAGCCAUUCAUGCGAGGAGAUUCGGUGGACACGGUGGUGGGUCCAUCGGAGGAGGGGGUCUGGGUGGACGAGAGCGGGCGGUGCGGGAGCAAGACGGGGCUGCGGGGCUACCAGUGCAACCGGCGCUCGUGGGAGGACCACUCGGAGGAGGAGAGCCUGGAGCUGCAGGACCUGCCGCGCUCCAUCACGCCGCAGCCCAUGUGGACGACCGUGGAGAUCGGCUCUGAGUCCUCCGACAGCCCCGGCUCCCUCGACUCGGAGCACUCCGUCUCCGGCUCCACCUCCGAGCAGGACCUCCGCUUCCGCAAGCACGACUGCAACUGGGAGAUCCAAAUGCUCGCCCGGGAGCUCGACCGACGGAAAACCGACCGCGUCCAGGAGCGCAGGGACCGCGACCGAGAUCGCAAGCAGAGGUAUCGAAAGCACAAACCGCGGAGCACGGACAGCAACCAGUUAUCAGAGCUGCUGAGUCCGGAAUCAGGCGGCUCGCAGGAGCUCUUCGUUCUGGACCCCUCGUCGCUGGCUGCCUACAACCUGAACCCGAAGCUGCGGACCCGGACGGAGACUGUCUCCCGCUCCUCCUCGAACCUGACCCUGCCGACCGUGGCGAACCCCAUCGCACCUCCCGAGGGACUCUACCAGAAGUCCCUCUCCAUCGGGAGCCUCCACUCGUCCAUCUCGAGCUCGGUCCGGCGCGGGUUCCACCUCCUCCGCAACAGCUCCACGACGCAACCUCCGGAGGCGGCGCCCUCCACCGGCCCGCCCUACUCCCCGGACAUCGUGCCUACCAUAUCCCAGGCCUGCCUCCCGCCCCCGCCUCCACCUAAUAUUUGAGCUUGGGUAACUGCUUACUGAGCUCUCUAGGUCUCGCCGUUCCCUCUCAAACCAUUUGAGGCGUUGGCUGCAGAGAGGGUAUUUCUUGGUUGUGGUGUUUCAAAAUUUCCUCUGCUAUUUUAAAUUUUAGAGAGGCAACUAUUCGUUAACUACUCUAACUCCCUGAAGAACUGUGGGAGGAUAGGGAACUUUGGCGGCUAAGUGUCGCAGGAGCAAAAGCGGAUUUUAUGGUGGAAAACAAAGAGAAUGUAAAAGCAGCCCGAAACGGAAAAGACAAUCGAAAACACGGGAAAAUGCGGAAACAAGGCUAAAACACAAAAUACAUAGGCAGGACGUUUCGGUACCUUACGGCACCAUUAUCAACUGCUUAAAAUGAAUUAAAAAUACAAAAUAAAUGGGCGGGAGCGCGAGGGACCAGCUGAGAAAUAGGAGCUGUGAUCAGAACCAAGAGUUGUAAGAUUCCUUCAGAAAGUCGAUUUGCCGCUACGAGCCCACGACAUGGAUCAUCAUCAGGAGAUCUUAAUCUGAAAGUUCUAAUCUUUAUUUCUCAACAAUAUGUACACUUUACACAGGGAAAAUACACGACAAAUACAUACAUAGGGCUAUAACACUUCAAUCCUUAUGUCCGGGGGAAAGACGUUAAGGGACAGGUGAAGGUUGGAGGCGCAGCAUUAGUCGUGCGUGUACAUAGGAGGAGGUGCGCUGCAGUAUACGUGCGAGCACAAGGACAGGGUGCUGCAGUACACGUGCGAGCACAAGGAUAGGGAAGCUGCAGUAGACGUGCGAGCAAGGGCGUGUGCAGCAGUAAACGUGCGUGCGCGGGAUGGAAAGGAUGGGAUUGAGAGCUCCGACUAGGGCGCGACGAGGGCAAAGUCGAGAGCGUCUGAUUUCACCAGAGAACUGGCCGAACCCCUAUCUUUUCAAAACGUAGAAAAAACAAGGGAACGGGCAUGUAAAUGAGACCCCGAACUCUGGUGGUCAGGGAUGAAAAGCUGGAGGGAUCCCUCUCGUCGGCGCACAAAAAACCCUGCGCGGUUCCCUGCGCGGGGGCGGAGAAAGCGCGCGGUUGAGGCGUGGACGGUGGAAUAGGGGAGAGCCACAGUGGGCUCGAACAAUAAAUUAAAAUAAAAACCAGCAAACGGCGUUACAUGGUGAAAUUGGUAUUGAAAUGAGACUGCAGUGAUAACAGAAUAAACCGUUAUAAACCGCGGAUUUUAUAUUUAUAACUAUUCAGCAAUAAUAUUCUUUAAUUUUUCGUUUUCAAUAUUGUAAAAUUAUGAGGAAAAUUCGACGACAAUUUCAACGAAUUCCAUUGAUCUGCUUUACUUAUAAUGGAUGAAACUUCCGCGUAGAUUCUGAGACACCGCAACCAAGAAAUGCUCUUUCUGCACUCAGCGUCUCAUUUAUGUCAUGAAAAAAAUUCAGGGUCAAUACAGAUAAUUUUAUGCUUUCAAGGAUUCGUAGGGGCACUACGCAAGAUCUCUAGUUUUUUGCACGAGGUGGAAAAAGAAUGUUGCACUUACCAUUCUCCUGUUGAAUUCUUGGUUCAACUCACUUUUUAGUCUUGGUUAAACUCCGUUAUUUUUUUGAUAAGAAUUAUUUUGGCCCCAAUUUAGCAGUGCCUCUCCAGAAUUGUUACUGGGACCAACAUAAUUCUUACCGCAAAAUUAACAUUGUAGCUUUAACUAGAGGUCAGGCAAAACCUGAAAUUCUCCAUGAGCCAAUACGGAUAUUAACUCUUCUUUCCUCGGGCGCGAGUAAUAUAUAAUUCCUCGCCAUAGGUAGCCUAACAAAUAUGACAAAUAUCUCUCUUAUUUGCAAAAUAUUUGACAGCAAAUUCACAUAUCUCAUCUUCUGUGUGGAUUCAACCUCUCUGUGAGAAUGGCGAUACAUUGAGAAAAUAGUUAUUAACAAGGGAAAAUAUUGGCGUGUAGUGCAUCCGGGUGUAUUUUAUUAAUGAGAUGAGAGACUUCCGUUUCAUACUGAUAUAACAGAACUUAAACCUCAAAGAAAGCAAUGAAGUAUGGCAUGAGGAUUAAGAAAAUAAGCAGGAUUAAAUCAAUACGAUGGUGCAUAAUUCAGCCUCGUGUCAGUUCAGUAUUUCAUAAUUGAGUUACUUAAUUCCACUCUAAAAAGUGAAAAGAAAUUGUAUAUACCAAAUAUAAAUAUUAUAAUUUCUGUAAAAUUUGCUACACCGAUACUGUGCAAUGAAACACUGCAGACUGACUGCAAAAUGUUUCCUUUUUAAGGUUUAUCGGUCAAAAAUCAUCUAAUUAUUCAAAUGAUCUGCAGAUUAUCUCACUCGAGAUACACUCUAAAUGAGACGUAUGAAUAGUUAUUGAUCAUUUCAGAUGAAUAAUCCCAAAAUAUUACCUGUAUAUGAGAAUGUAAGUACAAUGCGUACUUGCAUUCACAACAAAAACAUUAAUUUACGUUUCACAAGAACAUAAGUUCAAUUUUUUUAGGCGAUAAAAUAUUAUGAAAUUUUUCAAACUUACACCCUUUUUGCCAAAAGUUCAUGUACCGGCGGACCUUCUUAAAAAUUAUACAUAUAUUAACAUUCCUCAAACAUAAAAAAGCUGUAUAAGACAGUUGCAUCAAAAUGUAUUUUUCAAUGCCCAACAAAUUUCUUCGAUUAACACCGAUUCGUACUUUAAUAUUUUCUGCGAUUUUGCGUUGAAAGUUGGAAAGCCCCCUCCUCCUUCUCCUCCCCCAAUUACUGCCCUUAACAGCUUUCUGUAAUCAUUUCGUACACUAAUCUAAAAAAAUCAAGGAUUAAAAUCAGUAAAUUUAAUAGAUUAGUCUAAUGCACUGUGACGGAUGAGUAGGUGACCAUUACUGAUUUGAUGCACAAACUAUAGAAAGCUUCAUUCAAUUUCUAACUUUUUUUCUUCUUUUUUAUUGUGACAAUAUUUCUGUUUUUAUGGUUUUAAAUGAAGAUUUAAGAUAGAUCUUUCUUUUGACGUUCCAUCACUAUACUUUCGUCAAUUAAGCGUUUUUAGCAAUGUGAGUGAUCAUUUGGUAUAUUUAAUACGCAAAAUUUCGUUUCAAAGAUAUUUGCUCUGUGCCAAAAUGAAUGCAUGCAGUCACCUGAGGAAAUAAAAAGUCCGCAAUCUUGAGUAAAACUUAUUUGUAAGGAUAUUGCAUGCAUUACAAAAAUCAUGCGUAUUAUAAUGUUAUUUCAUACAUACUUUUACAGCACUUUCUAAAUAUUAAACAAAAAAAAUAUGAGAAAAAGGAGAUGACACCAAGAUAUUGGUAUCAAGUUUUGAUUUCCCAACGCUUCCGCGUACAUCAUCUGAAAAUGUUACGUAUUCACGCAAAAUAUAAGAGUGGAUCUUUAACGGUUCAUUUAUGAUAAAUGAAUCACAUUAGAUUCUAGGCAGGUGCGAGAAGUAUUUUUUCAACAAAUCUGAAGGCGGUAGUUCCUGUGAAUUCUUAUACACGUGUGAAAGGAAUAUCCUAAUUUUCCAUGGUCUCGGAAAUUAAAAUUUUAGAUCGAGGAUGUCAUCUGAGCCACUCAAUAGUUUAAUCUAGUGAUUUUUUCCACGUCGCCAUUAGUAUAUUGUUGGGUAAAAAAAAACCUAUCCGAGUGCAUAUUUAUUACAUAGAUUACAAGAGUUUAAACCUUAAAAAAUGUGAUUAUUUUAUUUUUAUAUAUUUAUCAUUGUUAUCAUUUCGGGUACCAAUUAAAAUGUUCAAUAGGAUUUGUAUAUACACUAAAAUGUGAUAUAAUAUUGUUAAUUGAAAGUUGUUUAUUUUUCGUGCCCUUCCAUUCAAUUAUUUUAAAAGUAUAGUGUGCUUCGAAUUCAACACAGUUAUGAUAGAAAGAGUGGAAAUUGUUACCUAAUUCUAGAAGUGUGGAAAGGUCAUCGCCUACAAAUGGUUAUGCCUAGUGUUCAUCCUUCUUACCAGAUUUUGGCUUAGCUGAAAUUGCUAAUCCAAUUUCUAUAAGACAGAACAUAUGACCACCUAGAUAAUGCGUGAACAAUUUUUUGCAGUCAAUCUAUUGAUAAUAUUUCUAUCUCUGUAGAUCCAACAAGAAUAGUGAUAUCAAAAGAAAUUGAAAAAAUCCUUUAAAAUAUUCAACUCUCAAACGUAUUGCCAGCCCAAAUCAACCCUCGUGGCCAAGUGUAAGGGUCCAUAUCAAAUUAUGCUUCGUUUGUAUUGAAUAAAUUUUCAAUGUGAAUCAAAGGAGCUUCUAUUGAAUGUCUCCUGCAAUGGAUAAAAGAAAAAUUAUUAUUUUCUUAAACAAGGCAUUUUUCUUCACGAUUUUUCAAGGAGAAAUAUCUUCUCAAUGAACUUUCAAUGGUUCUUUUUUUCUUUUCUUAUAACAAGCUCUGCAUGGGAAGAUUGUAUCCAUUCUCAACUUAUAUUAUUUGUCCAGUACUUUAUUUCCUCUAAAAAGUAAUUCUCCUCAUAAAUCGGCAGCAAUUUCUUCCGUAAAUUUUUCCUUACACUUGGGAUAAUUGUUUAUUCGUUGGAAACUCUCCUUUUUUCUGUGUUUCGGAACCAUAAGUGCAUUCCUGUAUGAGCCAUAGUUUGGACAUAUUUUUCCGUUUGAAGCUAUGGUAAAAAAUCGAUUAUUAUAACACUCGUUGCAGACGCCUUAGUAAUCGAUCUUUUUCUAUAGGUUUGAAUGUCAUAUCAAUCGAUACAUCGGAAAUCACGCCACGGUACUUGCUCUUACGUGUCUCGAGACUCAUCCGAGACUGCACUUACGGCUUUCUUCCGUCACGCGGCAGCUUUGAGUUGAAUAUCAUGAAAUUUCAUUAACCUCGUCUUUAUCUAAUAUUAUUUUCUUAUAAUUUAAUUUGGUCUUUAGCGAGAUGAGAUAGUAGGUACGUUUGAUCUAAAAAUAUUUUUACAACACCACUAGUCUGAGUCUGUUGAACGAGAGAAUUCCCUCUAUGCCGAAGGAUUUUGUUUAAAUUCGUAUUCCUCUUCCCCAUGAUAUGGAAAGGAUGAGUUGGCUCUUUAUUUUCCUUUCCCUUGCCCUUGAAAUGAAAGCGGGUCAAGGGAAAUCAACAGUUUGUUCAUGUCACUGUUUUUGUUGCAACUUAACGUUAAAUAUGAUGUUACAAAUAUGUUCAAUUUAUUUAGUGAAGAGUUGACUUUAUAUAUGUGUAUGAUAUUAUGAAAAUGCUUCAAUAAUGUACAUUUUUUUCUACAGUUUUUGUAAUAUUAUGAUCCCUUUCUUUUCUCUUAAUAAAUUUACGAUAAACUACGUUUUA
Molecule: messenger RNA, 10987 nt
Organism: Bemisia tabaci
Lineage: Eukaryota; Metazoa; Arthropoda; Insecta; Hemiptera; Aleyrodidae
Source: RefSeq, a predicted model, not a curated record